AUGAACUACAAUUUAUUGAGACUAAUCAAUUAAUUAAAUUUUUAUUUAAAAAAAAAAGCCAAAGAAGAAUCGUUUUCCAAUUGUGGUAUUCGGAAGUAACGAACGAAGCAAAAAUACUCACGUCUGAGAAAACUAUAGAGAAAAACUAAGGAAAUGAUAAGAAGUAUCAGACUAUCUUCAUAUUAUAAAUAAAAAAGAACGAUGAUCGCGAUUUUAUUAAAAAAAUAGCAAAUUGUUAGAGUUGCUGUCCUUGCUCGAUUACAAAGUAAGUUGACAGGACUUGAGAAUAAAUUUUUACUCAUAUUAAUAAUUAUGAAAUACACUUUCUGUAGACACAGCUGUACUUUUUGACAAAAUCGAAUUAGAGUUCCAAGGUACUGGCGGUUGGCCCAGUUUAUUUGCAGCGAGUAUGGUUACAACUCGGGUUUUGAAUCGGUCUGUUUGAUGUUCAUCCAACAUACAUGAAUUCGUACCCAAACGGACAACGCGGUUUCGGUUACAGUAGUUCCUUAAGUGGUAGUAACGUCAGCGCAAGUAGGGGUGGUGCCAGUGCCAGUGCCAGAGCUGGGACAAAUGCCAGUGCCACAAGUGCCAGUUUUAAUCCGAGAAAUACUAUAACGAAGGAACAAAAAGGAGAUAAGCCAUGCAAGUCGCGUCUGAUCCCGGGCCAGUCUGUGGUGUGCGUGUGCAAUGUCACCUACUGCGAUGAGCUGGUCAGGGUGGCGCCGGCGCAGGGCAAGUACGUCACCUACACGUCGUCAGAGGCUGGCUCCAGAUUUAAGAGAACGAUUCGUGACCUUCGGGCUAAGGAUCUUUAUGAAAGCAAUGUUGCGGACUUGGUCCUCGACGUCAGCCACAAGUAUCAGAAAGUGGAAGGGUUCGGAGGUGCAGUCACAGACGCUGCCUCCAUCAAUUGGAUGAACCUCACCAACAUCAGACUAAAGAAUGCACUUAUUAACUCUUACUACAGCAAGUUGGGGUUGGAGUAUAACAUGUUGCGCGUGCCUAUCGGAGGAUGCGACUUCUCCACGCAUCCUUACGCUUACAACGAGCACCCGAGCGACGACUUGACUCUCAGCAACUUCACUCUAGCGCAUGAAGAUUAUUAUUACAAGAUCCCCAUGAUCAAAGCGAUAAUGGCUGCCUCCAUGGCACCCGUGCACGUGGUAGCCACCACCUGGUCACCCCCCCUCUGGAUGAAAACAGCCCCGGUGUGGGGACAACUGAACGAACUGCAACCCAAGUAUUACCAGACAUACGCUGACUACCAUAUCAAAUUCAUGGAGGAGUACAAAGCUCACGGAAUACCGAUUUGGGGUAUUACCACAACAAACGAACCAAUCAACGGCAUGAUAGAGUUUGCCGAAUUCAAUAGCCUCGGCUGGUCUCCUAUAAAGCAGGGAAAAUGGAUAGCGGAAAACUUGGGUCCUACAGUCAGGAACUCUUCUUUCCGCGACAUAAAGAUUCUUGCACUCGAUGAUCAGAGGUCCACUUUGCCGGCUUGGUUUAAUGUGAUGCUUUUGUUUGAACCAAAGGCGCUCCAGUACAUCGAUGGUGUGGCACUUCACUUUUAUUUCGAUAAAAUUAUCCCACCGAAGAUACUAUCACUAGUAUAUGAUAAUUACCCGGACAAGUUUUUGAUUUCAACCGAGGCCUGUGAAGGUGUGUCUGAGAAAGAAAAUGUUUUGCUUGGUUCUUGGGAUAGAGCUAAGAGUUACAUUAUAGACAUUAUGGAAGAUCUUAAUCACAACGUGGUCGGCUGGAUAGACUGGAACCUCUGCCUCAACGCUCAAGGAGGUCCGAACUGGGUGGGCAACUUCGUGGACUCUCCGAUCAUAGUCUUCCCCGAGAACAAGGAGUUUGUUAAGCAGCCGAUGUACUAUGCCCUCGCGCACUUCUCGAAGUUUCUACCAAGGGGCUCACAGAGAAUCAAAGUCACACAGAGGACACCACCUCGAUCGUCGCCAGUGGAUAAUGUGGCAUUUUUGACUCCACGAGACACUGUGGUUGUAAUUCUGUACAAUGACGGCGGACCGAGGAAUGUGUCGGUACAACUUGGUGGUGCGAAGGCAGUGGUGUCGUUAGAAGCUAGAUCUGUAGUCACCGUCGAGAUGCCUCGCAAAUAAAAUCGACUGAAACUUUUAUACAACGAUAUUAAAUACCCUGGAUACACCCAGAGCGCUCAAAAUGUCUCCCAAUCAAGUCAAUCAAGUGCGUUGUAAAAUUUUAAGAGCUUGCAUUUCGAACUGUCAUAGUCUUUGACGCAUGCGUUUUAAUUAGGACCUUGUACGGUAUGCAUUAAAGAUGACUUUCAAUGCUUAAAUUGUUUUUGACCUCUCUAUUAUCUUACGCUGAGCUCCGUGGAUCGUCCAAUGUACC
This is a messenger RNA of Chilo suppressalis (striped riceborer), 2379 nucleotides long. Lineage: Eukaryota; Metazoa; Arthropoda; Insecta; Lepidoptera; Crambidae. The record is from the annotation of a GenBank genome assembly.